AUGGCCGACGGUCUUGCAGGUCUUCGCAAUCGCCCAGUCCAUCUCCACGUCGUUAGGAAUCACCCGCCAAUUCGAAGUUCCUCAAGAUGCUUUGAGCACCAGCGAGAUCCUGCGCAUGCUGCAUGUGACCUGUGCUUGUCCAAGGUGGCCGCCCUGCUCUUUGUGAGAGGACUGACCCUGGAUACUAUCGACCUAAACCUCACCACGGGCUUGUGUAUUUUCGUCGGCGUCUGGGGUGUCGUGUCGGAAUUCGCCGUGGCGUUUCAGUGCCACCUCCCAAAGCCGUGGGACUACAUCCACAAUACCUGCUUCAAUCGCGUGGCGUGGUGGAACUUCUUCGGCGUGGUCAAUAUCCUGACUGAAGCGGUGCUUAUCAUCCAUCCGGUGGUCAUUGUGUCCCCGCUUCGCACAACCCUGGGGAAGAAGAUUGGGAUCGUAUCAUGUUUCGCUGGUCGAAUAAUUGUCGUGGUGGCUGUUAUUAUCCAGCUCGCCUACUUGAACCACGCCGCCCAUACCGGACAGUCGCUGCUCGAGAGCUGGCAGAAUGUCGUGUGCUCGGAAGUGGUGCAAUGUCUCAGCAUCGUCGGCACCUGCCUGCCGCAAUUCAAGCCCUUCCUCGAAAGUCUCCAGUCGAGCGGAAUGCGGCUGUAUGACAUACCGGGAACGACCAGGAAAUAUGGCUAUGGCUAUGGCACCCCGCGCGGGCUCAAUUCGCACAAGUCUCCGCAAGCCAGUCACCGCGGCGGCGGCACCAUCCACGAACUGAUAUCGGUCCCUCAGCGACUGGAAACGACCGUCACAGCAGGCGGGAAAGACAAAGAUUGGGAGGUCAGCAGUCAAUCGAGUUAUGCGAGAAUAAUUCGAGAAACUAAAACGUGGUCUGUGGCAGAAUACCCAGGACAGCCAGCCUCGCCGGGCGAGGAGUCCGUGAGAGUUUAG
Rasamsonia emersonii CBS 393.64 is the source of this 939-nucleotide messenger RNA. RefSeq lists its product as uncharacterized. The coding region runs from base 1 to 939 and encodes 312 amino acids. The record is from RefSeq and is a predicted model, not a curated record. The transcript is spliced from 4 exons. NCBI's taxonomy places the organism in Eukaryota, Fungi, Ascomycota, Eurotiomycetes, Eurotiales, Trichocomaceae.